AACCUUAGAACUCAUCCCUUUCCUCUAGUGAUGUAGAAAGUGGUUUUCCCAGAAGCUCCUGAACGCACCGUGAGUUCUGGGCGGCAGAGUCGGUCUCUUUGAAGUUUCCAUGUCGCUGGAUCUACUUUGAGAUGACGAGUGACUGUGAGGACGGAGACUUCUGGGAGUCAUGGAUUUCACCUGUGAAGAGGAAAAGAAAGAAGAACUCGCAGAAGGACAAGAAAUGUGUCAAACGGAAAAACGCCCCCGGAAAAACAGACGAGAGCUCAAAGAAGAAGAAGAAGAAGAAGAGGAACUCUGGAUUCAAAGAGGCAAUGGGGGAGAGGAAGGAAACGAAGAAAGAGAAGAAGGGAAAGAAACAGAAAUCGUCCGUGGGGUUUGAUGACAGUUUCCUGUCCACACAGGGUUUCUCUUGUGCAGAACCAGAACCUGAGUCGCCGCAUCGCACCGAGAACGUGACCGAAGACUCCAGAAAGAAAACCAAAAGAAAGAAGAAGGUGGCGUUUGCUUUAUCUCCAGGCCCCAUCGCCAUCAAACGUCCUAAAUGUGCCUCCUCCUCGUCGCCCAAAGAGAGCAUCGCCCCGCAGAGAGGAGACGGGGGGGGCUGUUCGCUGGGGACGGGGCCGAGCCGACCGCACGACAACGACUCCCAGUGCACCAGCGACGAUAUAAACAGCCAGGACCUGUUCAUCACGCAGAAGACGUUCAGGACGUCCCCCGUGGAAUCAUCCAGCGGCGAAGCCUGUGGCAACGCUCCGACGCAGCCAGAGAGGAGGCUGCACCCGUCUCCUCAGGGAUCGAACACGCGUCUGCACGAGUCUUGUUCUCAUCAGCGUCCCAAAGAGACAAAACAACAGACACCAGUGUUAGUACACCCACUGCUCAGAGAGGAAGAGGAAGAGGAGGAAGAGGAGGAAGGGUUGUACCUGACAAAGCAAAUAUCCAAGAAGGAACCUCUUCAGACGGAGGUGAACACAAACCUCACCAGGGAGAAGAAACCGUACAGACCCAGACACGUGAAGAAGAUCCGGGGAGUGAAUCCUUUUCUGGACGAUGCGGUCGUUCUGAAGUCCAAAACAAAGACACACUCAGGUGAAUGUCCCUCAUGUCCUCUCGACACCCCCGAGCCUUCCCUGCUUCCCCAAAAAUCAAACACCUCCACACAGACGGAAAACUUCUUCACCGCAGAACUUUCCUCCUUCCUCAACUUCUGCCUGAAAAGUCCAGGGGCCGUUUGUUUUGAGGACCUAAAGCCUCUGGACCUGAGUCUGCCGCAGAGGGCGAGGAACCAGCCCGGGUGGGGUUUGUCAGGGGUCGACAUGAAACAUGACGAGGAGAAAACGUCCUCUCCACCAGACAAGAUGAGCAGUAACGGUGAGGACGCCGCCGGCCUGGCUCCGUCCCGUUCCUCCGACAUGAAGAAGGAGCCUUCAGGUCGGCAGCAGAGGAAAGUCAAAGCGACUCCAAGCCCCCAGUCGGAGUCUGAUCCCAAGUCCACAGACACGACAACGUCCAGCGAAGACAACGAAGCCACCGGGAAGCUGGACAUGACCCAGGUCCGAGCCGUCCAGAUGAGACUCAACGAGUCGUUCUUCUUCAAAGCGAAGGGAGACGGACGCUCCCACAGACCCGAGUCUCCGCUGAUGAAACUCGCUCAGGGCAGAGAGAUGAAGAGCAGGAAGAGUCACUGAGGUCACUGAGGUCAGAGGUCACUGGGGUCACGAGGACGGACGCAGAUGACGCAGGGGAAUGAAAUUCAACUUUCUGAAAGUGGCUCCUUCAUUGGUCUUUGAGAGAGAAGUUAACGGUCGUUACAGAAGCUGCAGUUUGUGGCUCUUAUUGAUUUUAAUGUAUUAAAGAGACAUUUGUAUUAUUUUCUCCGCCCCAUUUAUACCAAUGAAGUAACAGAACGUCUCUCUUUAUAAUUCAAUAUAAACUAACUCCUCUAAAGUUAAACAUUACAACCAGACUGUUGUUUUACUCUUCAUCAGUUUGAGCCACGUGUUCCUAAUAAACUGCCAACUGACCAGUAGAGAUUCAAAUGUCCCCGUUUAUGUCAAGAAUUAUUGACAUUAUUUAGUUUCUGUGUUUGGACGUUGAAUUAUCAGGUUCGAUGUUUCUAUAAAGUUGUUGCAGUGUUUUACAGGUUUGUGUCAGUUCCUUCUUUAAAUAUCAGUUUCUGAAAACUGAUAUUUAAACUGUCGUUCAGAGAUUCGUCUUUUGUUCUGUAUGAAAAACCUUUUAUCAAUUAAAGUGUAUUUAUUGAACAGGAA
Molecule: messenger RNA, 2273 nt
Organism: Hippoglossus stenolepis (Pacific halibut)
Lineage: Eukaryota; Metazoa; Chordata; Actinopteri; Pleuronectiformes; Pleuronectidae
Product: proteoglycan 4
Exons: 3
Coding region: 132-1691 (519 amino acids)
Source: RefSeq, a predicted model, not a curated record